AUGGACGUGCUAUUCAAACGACAUCCCAAGGAAAAACUAACUCAAAUUCCUGAACUCACCAAAUGGUGGAACCAAAAAGGUGAGAAAAUUCCCGAGUUCUGUGAACGUCUUGCUGAUUUAAAGGUUGAUGUUACAUCAGAUAUUGACACCAUAUGGGAACAUUUACGACUUAUACCUCCAAUAUAUCCUGAUGAGGUAAAGAAAGCCCUACACAAAAUGUCCAACAAGAAAGCCAUUGGACCUGACGGAAUACCAGUGGAAGCUUGGAAAUGCUUAGGUCUUACUUACUUAUUUGGCAUUUUUGAAGAGAACAACAUACUUAGUAUGUUGUUCUCUUCAAAAAUGCCAAAGGCGUGGAGAUUGAGCACUAUAGUUCCCAUCUACAAGGGAAAAGGUAGUAAGUACGAGUGCAACAUCUACCGCGGAAUCAAGCUCCUCAGUCACACCAAAACUCACCAAACAAACCUCAGUCACACUAAAAGACUCAGUUCAUGUCCUUCAACGACCCAGAUACAAACAACAGUCCGAUUUCCAUCGAUGGACAAUUGGUCAAAUCGUGUGAUCAAUACAAGUAUCUGGGUAGUAUGA
Molecule: messenger RNA, 588 nt
Organism: Parnassius apollo (apollo)
Lineage: Eukaryota; Metazoa; Arthropoda; Insecta; Lepidoptera; Papilionidae
Source: the annotation of a GenBank genome assembly